This is a messenger RNA of Colletotrichum acutatum, 766 nucleotides long. RefSeq lists its product as uncharacterized. The record is from RefSeq and is a predicted model, not a curated record. The transcript has a single exon. The coding region runs from base 187 to 672 and encodes 161 amino acids. NCBI's taxonomy places the organism in Eukaryota, Fungi, Ascomycota, Sordariomycetes, Glomerellales, Glomerellaceae.
UCACCUUGCCGGGUUUCUUCAUCAACCCCGCACUCUCGAUUCUUGUGCCCAAAGUUGAGCCUCAUAAAAGGCUGACAGGGAUCCAGCAUGGAUGCGAUGGGGUAAGCAGAGUGCGAUGAUCAUACGCAUCCAGACCGAUUUGGAGUGCGACAUAAGUGCGAUAAGUGCGGUGAAAGUGCGACGGCAAUGCCAUUCGUCAACCCCACUACUGUCCCGCUCUCGUGCAUGAAAGAGUGUGUCGCACUUACAAGUGCGAUGGCCAACCCCGGUCUACAUGACAGCCUUAUGAGUAUCAUCGUGAAUAAGUGUAAGCCCGGCCCGUUGUCCCAAGCUACCCGACCUUCAACUAGAACAGACUUGUUCCCUAGCUUAACAGGCGGUCGAACGUUGAUCUUCACUAGAGGCUCAAUGGCGGCCAACCCGGUUGCCAACACCGGAUCGCCGGUUGGACCACCUGCUGCGCCUUUGCCCUUCAGCCUGCAAACGUCGCAAGAUGUGAGAGAAAUUCAAGAAGAGUCCAACAAAAGAAAGAAGCCACCAAGAAAGCUGGACAGCGAAAAGUGCCAGCUUUGCAGGCAACACAAGUUGAAGGUAUUCCGGUCCCCUUCCAAACGCCUACUUUGCCCUGCCUGUACGACAGAGCGCUUAUGGCUUCGGUCAGAAAAUUGCUGACAACCGAGCUGCCAAGUGCCUUCCUCAACCUCGAACAUGGCCGCAAAAGUGCGAUCGCUGUCUGUCGAAAGGACUGGAAUGUUCGCCUGGAGAA